Molecule: messenger RNA, 1989 nt
Organism: Phytophthora infestans T30-4
Lineage: Eukaryota; Oomycota; Peronosporomycetes; Peronosporales; Peronosporaceae
Product: sulfatase-like protein
Exons: 2
Coding region: 1-1989 (662 amino acids)
Source: RefSeq, a predicted model, not a curated record
AUGGUGCCGUUCGUCGCGGACUUGCUGCUGGUAGUACACCGAGACAUGAGGUUUAGCAGCGGUCUUGUUACAACUAUCAUCAGGGAGCGAGAACACCUUAAGAACGCGCCGGUCACGGAAGAGGAGGUCAACACAAGCUUCGUCAACGUGGUUGGUCUCCUUUUGGUUGCAACAAUCUUCGGACUUGUGCGGGCAUACGCCGGCUGGGCGGAUCUAUCGCAUUGGAAUCCAACGCACUUGGUGUCGAAUUUUCUAGUGCCGAAACUGAUUCAUCUGGAAACCAGAAGCCACAAAUGGCUCAACAAAAAUGUAACUGGUACUAGCAAUGGACGUGCCGCCUGCCACCAGGCUGUGCGGAUUACUGUCGUCCUCAUCGGGCUUGUGCUCAUUCCUGCGGCCGUCGUGGCGGUUAGUUAUGCCAGCUCGUCCCUAGUGGCAAACUCGGCUUUGAACGCUACACUGAACGAAUUGUUCGCCAAUGCUUUGCAGCCUGCACCUGCACAACUCAUUCAAUCCGACGUCUUUGGUGAUCAACCGUGGGUAGAAAUGUUCAUUCACAACACCGAGGAGCAUGAGCUGUUUGGAAACCACUCGCUUUACCGCCGCACGACAGGAUUCCGCGGCGAUCUCGCUUUCGACGUUAAAGUCAAGAGCGACAACCCACCGAACAUUUUGAUCAUCGGAGUCGAGUCAUUCCGCUUUCAAGACUCACGGUACCUCGUUGGAGAAAAGGACCCGUCCAACUUGUUCAAGGGCACCGGUAUUACGAUCACGCCGAACUUUGACAAGUGGGCGAAACGUGGCGUUGCGCUCCGCAAUAUGUGGUCAAGCAACCCCACGAGUCGCUCGCUGGAAAGCGUGCUGUUCGCGCAGGUCCCGUAUCAUAGUGCGGUCAAGACAGGUAUCACGGGUGGAGCAAAGGGCACGAACCUGACGGGGAUGCCGCAGUUUUUCAAGCAAAAAGGAUACGAAACUUGGUUCACAACGGGAUCUUCGAUUGGACUUGACGGCUGGGACAUCUUCCUCCCUGCCCAUGGGUUCGACACCGUUUGGGAUAACCAUGAUAUGGUGAAGUUGGCUGAAGGUUAUCUUAAUAUUACUCAUGACGACUGGUACGGAGCAGCGCAUCGCGGAUUAGGCUGGGGCGUUCAUGACGACAUAAGCUUUCAGAUUUUAGGCGACCUUCUCGUGAAUCAGACCAAGGAGCAGAACAAGCGAGUCUUCGAGAAUGUGCCAAAGAAGCCCUUCUUCAUCACACACUACACCAUAUCCAGCCACGCCCCGUUCGACUCGUGGCCAAAAUGGUACGCAGAAUCUGAGAAGCCUGACUUCUCUGCCUUCUACAAAGGGGACUCUCACGCCGACAUGAUCCAGAGGUACCUGGAAGUGAGACAUUUCACCGACAUGGAGCUUGGCAAAUUCAUGGAUCGCAUGUGGAAGGAGGGCAUCCUCAACGACACCAUUGUUAUUAUCAUGGGAGACCACGGCCAAGCACCUGAAGCAGACGUCACGAACACACACGAGGUGUCUAUGACUCGUGUGGCAGCCGCCAUUAUCGCGGAAGGACGUCUGGGUGAUGCUGCAGGCUUGGUGAUCGAAGAUGCCGUGGAACAUUACGACUUACUCAACACCUUAGCAGAUAUCACUGGCAUUCCUGACGGAGGGUUCCUCCAAAACGGCGUCGGGCGUUCUAUCAAGCGCAAGGUCCCCUACGGUGAGCGGGUCGUCUUCAGCAAUGAACCGAAUCGGAAAAUGUCAAUCGUGCGUGGCCACCAACGUCUGCGCUAUGACCAAGUGAGCGACUCGAUGAUGCUACACGACACUGAAUGGGACCACGCCAUGGACAUCGACCUGUUCCCGAACCUAACACCCGAAGCACACGCCGAAUGGCAGAAGUGGCGAGACGACGGCCGUCGUCUCGCGGCCUACUACACCGAGCGAUGGGACAAAAACUGCCUUCUCGCAGUUAGCUGCACGACAGAAAGCUAA